AUGGCUAAACGGGUAGCAGACCUUCACGUACAGCGCCUCCUCCGAUGGGCCGUACCUCAGCAGCGUCCUCUUCACCAGUUUGUAUUUGACCUUCUUGAUUCCGUAGCUUUUACGUAUCGCCUCGAACUCGGCAAAGAAGCGUUUCAUGAAAGCACGCUCGUAACUGCUUUCGGCCUCAGGCAUAUCGCUGAGAUCGAGGUCCAUGCGCGCUUUGAAGAACAGGCAUCGCAUGAAUUGGCGUACGGUAACCAUGGCGCUCUCCGUGCGGCCGCUUCCCGCGUGCAGCUUCCCAAACAACCUUAG
Messenger RNA from Babesia ovata, 303 nucleotides. Its product is annotated as aspartate aminotransferase, putative. The record is from RefSeq and is a predicted model, not a curated record. NCBI's taxonomy places the organism in Eukaryota, Apicomplexa, Aconoidasida, Piroplasmida, Babesiidae. Bases 1 to 303 code for a protein of 100 amino acids. The transcript has a single exon.